Molecule: messenger RNA, 471 nt
Organism: Ixodes scapularis (black-legged tick)
Lineage: Eukaryota; Metazoa; Arthropoda; Arachnida; Ixodida; Ixodidae
Product: solute carrier family 13 member 4-like
Exons: 3
Coding region: 1-471 (156 amino acids)
Biological process (GO): monoatomic anion transmembrane transport; citrate transport
Molecular function (GO): succinate transmembrane transporter activity; citrate transmembrane transporter activity
Source: RefSeq, a predicted model, not a curated record
AUGCCUCUUGGUAUGUCCAAGGGGUCCAGUUUCGACGUCUGGCUGGUGACCACCCUGAUGGACCUGAAGACGGUCAGCGAGCUCCUCUUGCAGACCCUGCUCACCGUAAUCGCUGCCACGAUGACAGAAAUGCUCACCAGUCACCACACCGUCACCAUACUCAUGCCCGUUGCCGUACAAUUGGCCAUCAGUCGCACGUACAACCCGCUCUACUUCGCCAUUCCGGUGACGGCCGCGGCGUCCAGCUCGCUCAUCUUCCCGACGUCCGGCGUCGCCAUCGCCCUGCUCGCCGAGAUGACCGAAAUGGGACCUCUGAACCUGCUUAUAUCCGGCCUGGCACUCAAGGUUCUCAUCGUGCUCAGUCUUUUGUUGAGCAUGAACAGCUUGGGCAACCACUUCUUCGACUGGUCCAUCCUGCCAGCCUGGGCCCUCGAUUCGACUGACAACGCUUCGAGCGUGGAAGAAGCUUAA